Molecule: messenger RNA, 501 nt
Organism: Suillus subaureus
Lineage: Eukaryota; Fungi; Basidiomycota; Agaricomycetes; Boletales; Suillaceae
Exons: 3
Coding region: 1-501 (166 amino acids)
Source: RefSeq, a predicted model, not a curated record
AUGCCUCAUACAUCUGUGCCUGGCCCUGCUUUCCAUCAGGCAACUGAUCCUCCACAGUCAUUUCCAUUGUUGACAUAUCACACAGAAUUACUCUAUCCAACUACUUCAUUUGUCUUGAUCUCCUUGCAAGAAGAGAUAGCAUUCUCCACACUUAGGGGAAGCAUUCUUCCUCCUUCACGUAUCUUCACCAGCACAUCAUUCUGUGCAACUACACCUAUCUCUUCUCACCCUUCCACUCCCAAAGUCACCAAGGCAGUUUCCUUCUCAGCCAAGCAUGUGUUGCAGCUUGCAACUUCUGAAAUCACUGAAGACAUGCACAUCAAGCACACCAAAUACACUGAUUUGGCAAGGUGCUACCUUGAUAUGGAGGUGGUUGUCAACUCUGAGGCAGACAAUGAGGGUACAGAGGAAGAAGAGGAUGGAUCCUUCAUAAAUGACUGGGCUUCUGAGGAUGAUCAGGCAUCAUCACUGUCAGACCCUCAGCAAGAUGAAGCAGCAUAG